Molecule: messenger RNA, 180 nt
Organism: Parastagonospora nodorum SN15
Lineage: Eukaryota; Fungi; Ascomycota; Dothideomycetes; Pleosporales; Phaeosphaeriaceae
Exons: 2
Coding region: 1-180 (59 amino acids)
Source: RefSeq, a predicted model, not a curated record
AUGGAGGGGCAGUGCGAGGCGGGCAAGGGAGCUGGCCGCGUGGACAGCACCGAACGUGUCUUCUCUAUCGCACACUCUUUUGUCUCGCACUUGUCGUCUAUGCCGCCCGCAGAAGAGCCACUGUCUCGCCUUGGGGAUCGUGACACGCCCAUCUUUUACUCGCACCAGUCCGCUGGCUAA